GCGGCCGCUCCGGGCUGAGCAGACGCAGGGAGCGUCGGCAGCGGCUCCGCGGCUCCGUCCCUCCAUGCGCGGUGCCUGCGCAGCGCGGAGCGGCCCCAGGAUGCGGCCGGGGGAUGACUGAGGCGGGCGGUGCGGCGGUGGCCGCCGAGCCGCGGCGCCGCUCCGGAGGCAUGCGGGCGGCGUGGGGCUCCGUCUGGUGCCUGUGGCUGGCGGCGGCCGUCGGCGGGAUGCCGGCGGGGAGGCGGCGCGGAGGGCAGCCCGCAGAAUACUUGAGGAGUGAGACCGCCUUUCUGGAAGAGUUGGUGUUUGGAAGUGGAGAUACCAUUGAACUCACCUGUAACACCCAAGGCUCUUCUGUGUCUAUUUUCUGGUUUAAAGAUGGUAUCGGGGUUGCACCUACCAACAGAACUCAUAUUGGACAAAAACUGUUGAAGAUAAUCAAUGUGUCAUAUGAUGACUCGGGGUUGUACAGUUGCAAGCCAAGGCAUUCCAACGAAGUCCUGGGAAACUUUACAGUCAGAGUUACAGAUUCCCCUUCAUCGGGUGAUGAUGAAGAUGAUGAUGAUGAGUCAGAAGAUACAGGUGUCCCCUUCUGGACCCGGCCAGAUAAGAUGGAGAAGAAGCUGCUGGCAGUUCCUGCCGCCAACACUGUUCGCUUCCGAUGUCCAGCGGGUGGAAACCCAACUCCUUCCAUCUAUUGGCUGAAAAAUGGCAAGGAGUUCAAGGGAGAGCAUAGGAUAGGGGGCAUCAAGUUACGACACCAGCAGUGGAGUUUGGUGAUGGAGAGUGUUGUGCCAUCAGAUCGAGGAAACUACACUUGUGUUGUGGAGAACAAAUAUGGCAACAUCAGGCACACAUACCAGCUUGAUGUAUUGGAAAGGUCACCCCACCGACCAAUCUUACAAGCAGGGCUCCCUGCCAACCAGACUGUGGUGGUAGGGAGCAAUGUGGAGUUUCACUGCAAAGUCUACAGUGAUGCCCAGCCUCACAUCCAGUGGCUGAAACAUGUGGAAGUCAACGGCAGCAAAUAUGGACCCGAUGGGACGCCCUAUGUCACAGUGCUGAAGUCUUGGAUCAGUAAAAACGCUGAAGCCGAUGCUAACCUAAAUCUGUUCAAUGUGACAGAACAAGAUGAAGGAGAAUAUCUGUGUAGAGCCAACAAUUUCGUAGGCAUAGCCGAAAAACCAUUUUGGCUCCACAUUCGCAAACCAAAACCAGCGGAGGAGCUCAUGGAAAUGGAUGAUUCAGGCUCAGUGUACGCUGGCAUUCUCAGUUACGGCACUGGCUUUGUUCUCUUCAUCCUGGUGCUGCUCAUUGUGAUUAUCUGCAGGAUGAAAAUGCCAAACAAAAAAGCCAUGAACACCCCCACUGUACAGAAAGUCUCCAAAUUUCCACUCAAGAGAGAGGUAACAGUGUCGUUGGAGUCCAACUCUUCCAUGAAUUCCAACACACCACUAGUCCGGAUCACGCGUCUCUCCUCCAGUGAUGGGCCAAUGCUAGCCAACGUCUCUGAGCUGGAACUGCCUCCUGAUCCCAAGUGGGAAUUGGCACGCUCUCGCCUGACUUUGGGGAAGCCGCUCGGUGAGGGGUGUUUUGGCCAAGUGGUGAUGGCAGAAGCAAUUGGAAUUGAUAAGGACAAGCCAAACAAGGCCAUCACAGUUGCUGUCAAGAUGUUAAAAGAUGAUGCCACAGACAAGGACCUUUCUGAUCUGGUCUCUGAGAUGGAAAUGAUGAAAAUGAUUGGGAAGCACAAGAACAUCAUUAAUCUCCUUGGUGCCUGCACACAGGAUGGACCACUCUAUGUGUUGGUGGAAUAUGCGUCAAAAGGGAACUUGCGGGAAUACCUCAGGGCACGUCGCCCACCUGGCAUGGACUAUUCCUUUGACACCUGCAAGCUACCUGAGGAGCAGCUGACAUUUAAAGACCUCAUUUCCUGUGCCUACCAGGUGGCCCGAGGCAUGGAAUACUUGGCAUCUCAAAAAUGCAUUCAUCGCGACUUGGCAGCCAGGAAUGUGUUAGUCACUGAAGACAAUGUGAUGAAAAUAGCUGAUUUUGGCCUCGCUAGAGACGUUCACAACAUCGACUAUUACAAGAAAACCACCAACGGUCGGCUGCCUGUGAAAUGGAUGGCUCCAGAAGCUUUGUUUGACCGGGUCUAUACUCACCAGAGCGAUGUCUGGUCUUUUGGAGUGCUACUAUGGGAGAUCUUCACUUUGGGAGGGUCUCCGUAUCCAGGAAUUCCCGUUGAGGAACUCUUCAAACUCUUGAAGGAAGGCCAUCGGAUGGACAAACCCGCAAACUGCACCCAUGAUUUGUACAUGAUCAUGCGGGAAUGCUGGCACGCCGUCCCCUCACAGCGGCCCACCUUCAAGCAGCUGGUGGAAGACCUGGACAGGGUCCUCACCGUGACGUCCACUGACGAGUACCUAGACCUCUCGGUGCCCUUCGAGCAGUACUCGCCAGCGGGCCAGGACACCCACAGCACCUGCUCCUCCGGGGACGACUCGGUCUUGAGCUGUUCAGGGUAAACAAAAAGAAAAUUAACUUGGUUUUUUGUUGGGUUUUUUCCUGUUUGCUGUAUAAAAAGUCAAGAAGCACUGUUUGGCCUGAAGGAACUAAUCUCUUGCCAAGAUGAUCUAUCAGAUAUGAAUUUUUUUUUUCUUUAUUUUUCAUUUUUGGGUUGGUUUUUUUUUUUUCACUAAGCAGAAUGUUGAACCUGGGGGGUGCUGACCUUCCAGCCUCCGUGCUUGCGUUUCGAGUGCCAGAGUAGCCGUUCUGUGCCUACAAUACGAAGAAGAGAAAAAACAAAAUCUUCCUUUUUUAAAAAAAAAAACCACAAACAAAAAAAAAAAGGUGUAAAGAAUCUAGAAAUUCUUUGCUUAUGCAAUCUGUACAUGAACCUUUUUGGUGGAGCUGAAAAGCCACGUUGCCUGCAGGGAUUCAUAUAUUUAUAAAAAUAUCUAUAUUUUUGUUGUCGUCGUUUUUAUAGCUUCAUGAUUGUAUUACCCAGCUACGAUAGAAGGAAUCCUUUUUGGAAGAAGAAAAAAAAAAAAAUGAGUAAAAACGCAAAUCAUCAUGGAGAAAGGAGAAAAAAAAAAUAAAUAAAAAGAGACAGUAAAAGUCAUCUGAAAUGGCGUUUGGGCAGGCUCAGCGGCUGUUGGCCCUUGAGCUGGGAGCAGACCCCGGGGACGAGCAGAGACCUGCAGCAGCUGUGGGGUCCCCAGGGAGAAGAGCAUCACCCAUCUGAGAGCUGCGGGGGACCUGGCUCCUGGAUGCCCACAUGGCGUCUCAAGCUACAUCCUGACCUUUGGGAACAGCCAUUUUGGUGAAAAAAAAAAAUAUCGCUUUUUGGGAUUUGCUUAGUAUUGCUUACCAAGGGUGAGUGGGAGGGGAACAGCUCCUCCCUCCACCCCUCCACGCCAGCGGUUUGGCUCCAUCUACAUGCAGUGACUCGGAGAAAGAAGUUACGGGUACCUGUAGGCAAGAGCCUUUAACUUAUAUCAAAAAGGUUUAUUCCAGAGAAUCUGUGUAUAUAUCUAUAAAUAUAUCCUGUAUAUAUAUAAAUAAAUAUAUUAAAAAAAAAAGAAUGUAUAAUACUAAUGCAACAAAAAGCAGUACUGAGAGAGAGAGAGAGUGUCUCAAAGUACGAGCAUUGCAAUCUAGGAUAUACUGAUCUGGGUGAAAGAAAAGAGUUUGUUUGUUUGUUUUAUAUCUUCACAGUUUUGUUUUAAAAAUUGUACCUUAACAUGUAUAUUUGUAAAGCUAUUUAUAGAUAUUAACAUAUCUGUUCAUCGGUUUAAAUAGCGUAGCAUUACUGUAAACUUUAAAUUUCACCAAGCUUAAGGGUGUUUUUUAACUUAUUAAAAAUGGAGAAAAAAAUAUAUUAAUCAAGUUUUUCUUUUUUGUUUAUGGGAAAUAUUGAAAGAAUGUAUAGGUGUACAGUCCUUUAACAAAUUACAUUUAAUGUUAUAAAUAUAUAUAUAUAUAUAUGUAUUCAUUAAAAAAAAUAUUAGUUUAUCCUGGAUUGCAGUGAGCAGAGGUAAUUUUAUUUUUCAAUACAUCACCAGUGGUUAAAACCAAACAAAUAGCAGCAGAGAAAUGAUUUUUACAUGUUUCAGAAAAACAGGGCCAUGAAUUCUUCCAUCAGUUUAACCACUGUGCAUUAAGGGGGCGUGGGUGUUUAUUUUUCUAUUUUCAAAUGAAGGUAUUCUUUGUGGCCAACGUAAUAACAAGUAUGCAGCAAAACGAAGUGUUGACUUUGGAUGAUGCGGGGUAAUUUUUUUUUUCCCCUUUUGCCAGUACCGUUGUAUUUUGGGCUUCAGAAAUACCAUGUGCGCAAAAUAGCCAGAACAGUGACACUGUUUGCAGGAGAGGUGCAACGACUGCGUAUUUCUUUUUGCGUCUAACACAUUGGAAAAUGCCAGUGAUGUCUGAUUUUCUGUGUUCAAAAUGCUGUGCUGUUUUGUUCCUCAAUGUCAGAGAGCUGUUUAAAAGCACAGGAGUGACCUAGAGAAUAUUAGUGUGGAUCAAGCUGACAAGGAGGGAGAUUUGGGCU
Molecule: messenger RNA, 4555 nt
Organism: Cuculus canorus (common cuckoo)
Lineage: Eukaryota; Metazoa; Chordata; Aves; Cuculiformes; Cuculidae
Gene: FGFR3
Product: fibroblast growth factor receptor 3
Exons: 18
Coding region: 114-2528 (804 amino acids)
Biological process (GO): protein phosphorylation; fibroblast growth factor receptor signaling pathway; positive regulation of MAPK cascade
Cellular component (GO): signaling receptor complex; membrane
Molecular function (GO): fibroblast growth factor binding; ATP binding; fibroblast growth factor receptor activity
Source: RefSeq, a predicted model, not a curated record